AUGAGUGAAAAAACACAGUCGGAUCCUAGUUCGUCCAUGUCUCUGGUUUCCAGGUUGGAUCAUCUAGAAUUCAUUAUGAAGUAUUUGGAAAGAAAGCAAACUUUGGCGAAAUUGGAGAGUAAUAAUGGUUCUACUUCUGCUGGAGGAGAACUGAAGAAGAAGCAAUGCAUGCCAGUGGAUCUGGCAUUGAAAGAGUCUUACUUUAAAGGCUCACUCAUGGAUAGAGUGGCUUCUCUUGAAAAUAGGCUUUUUCAGCUGUGCAUAGAGAAGGAAUCAAGCAGCUCAUCAAGCACUUCUACACAAGCAUCAUCAGGUGAAACCUACUGGAGCCACCAAUCGAAGGGCGAAUCAUCCUGCUCGCUCCCAACUUUCAAUUCCAAUAUCAAUCCCUUUCAUCUUCACAAUAUCCGACUCUCCCAAAUCCCUACCACCAGGCCUGACAUUCAGGAACAACCCGAUGGAGAGAAUGUCCUAGAGCAGAAGAAGAUGAGUUCAGGUUCUCCUGCUCAACGAAAUCAUAGGAAGAAUAAGAAGAAGAAGGCAACUAGGGCCAAUAAGGAUGAAAAAUCUCUCAAAACUGAGAAGAGAAUCUCUUCCAUUAGUUGGCCACACCUCAAAUUAUUGGGCUGCUAG
Molecule: messenger RNA, 633 nt
Organism: Argentina anserina (silverweed cinquefoil)
Lineage: Eukaryota; Viridiplantae; Streptophyta; Magnoliopsida; Rosales; Rosaceae
Exons: 4
Coding region: 1-633 (210 amino acids)
Source: RefSeq, a predicted model, not a curated record